CGGUCUGAUUUCACAUUCCAUAUUUUUUUUCAUGGUAAAAUGAUGAACAUGGAUCGGCAUUUCCCCCUAAGAAUCGAUACAAUUGAGCUAAAACACCGUAUCGAAAUGGGGGUAGGUCAUAAAAAAUCCGAAAAAUACUUCAAUCUUCUAAAUAGGUACCUAAAUCUCCAGCUCAGCAAAUCGGAGUUCGAUAAACUCUGUAUUGUGUUAUUAGGAAGAGACAACGUCUCUCUCCACAACAAGCUCGUUCGAGCUAUUAUCAAGAAUGCCAUUAUUCGAAAACCGCAAUCUUCAUUAAAUGUGGCGAAAUUAACAAACGGAUAUCGAAAUAGUCUUCAAUUUCUCCACGCGGACGUUUUUUUCCCUCCAUCCCCUAAGAAGCGUAGGACCCACAAGCCCAAAAAAAAUCCCGAUAAAGAGCGUGAAGAAGUUUCCGGAACCUCGUGCAUUCGUAUUCGAAGAAGCCCUAUUAGAGCUCCGCUAGGUGUUUGUCUUCAUGCAAGAGGAAAACAAAGAAAAUCGCUACCCUCUAUUGAUAAUUCCAACACUUGUUAUUACAAAGCUGAGCUUCCUGAUCAGGCGAGUUGUUUAAGGAGAAGGGUUGAGCGAAGAUUGGGGGCCGAGAGUUUGUUAAACGUCUCGACGGAUUGUGUUGACUUGUUGAACAAUGGGCUCGAUGCUUUUAUGAAGAGGUUACUAAAACCCUGUCUCGACUUGGCAGAUUUACGGGCUGCAAUAAACGAGGUGGGGCCCGUUGUGUGUGGACAAAGAUCUUACGUGUCGAUGACUGAUUUUCGAGUUGCGAUGCAGUUGAAUCCGUGGAUGCUUGGAUGUGAUUGGCCGGUGUGUCUUGAGAAGGUACUGUUGGAAGAUUUUGACUGUGAUUAAGGAGAGUUUUUUCGUCACAGCUGUGGCUUUCGCUGUGACUCUAGAAAAGCUCUUGUGACAGUGUUUGUCGACACUGCGGAAAAUUUUGGAUCGAGUUUGUAUAUAUGUUGGCAGAGGUGAUUACAUCAUAGGAUACUUGUAAGAUUGUAGCCACUUCGUUUAGGUAAUAUUGCAUUUAUUUUUUUGCGCCUCGUUUAUCUUUUAAUUUGAUUAUUGAU
Molecule: messenger RNA, 1106 nt
Organism: Erythranthe guttata (spotted monkey flower)
Lineage: Eukaryota; Viridiplantae; Streptophyta; Magnoliopsida; Lamiales; Phrymaceae
Biological process (GO): regulation of transcription by RNA polymerase II
Cellular component (GO): SAGA complex
Molecular function (GO): transcription coactivator activity
Source: RefSeq, a predicted model, not a curated record